AUGGCAGUGGCCAAGUCGUCUCACUAAAGGCUCCUGAUUGUGCUGUUGUAUGUGACAGCGUCGUCGCAGGCACUGAAUCUGAACGACCUGCUGGAGAGAGCGUCCAUAACGUCUGACAGGCUGCACUCCCUCAGCACUUCUCUCUCCUCCGACAUUGGUUCUCAUCUCCACCCGAUGGCCAGAGUCCUGCGUCCUUCUCAGUGCCACACUGCCGGCCUCCAGACCCCCACAGACAAGGAGCAGGCCCUCAGAGUGCCUGAGGCAGAGUUGCUGUCCCUGGCUCGCUCCCUGCUGCACGCCUGGUAUGCUCCCCUGUCUGUUCUGUCCAACGAGGCCAUCAGCCUGGUCCACCCUGAGAAGAGCCUGAUCUCCAGCAAGACCCAGGAGCUCAGAGCCCACACCAACACCUUGGGUGACGGCCUGGAACACCUGGUCAAUAAGAUUCCCCAGUCUGAGAACAUCAUCACCCUUCCCUUCGACGGCGAGCUGGGCAGCGACAAGAACGCACGUCUGAUCAACUUCUACUUCCUGCUCUCCUGUUUCCGCCGCGACUCCCACAAGAUUGACAGCUUCCUCAAGGUCCUCCGCUGCCGGGCGGCCAAACGCCAGGAGAUGUGUUAAGGAGAGACAGGCCCAUGCGUCUGGCUGGGGGCUCGCUCUGCUUCUCUUCAUAGCCAGUCAGGGGAAGCAACUGCUGUAGGUUAGUCAGGAUGCAGCAGAUUCUGUUUCCAC
Messenger RNA from Engraulis encrasicolus (European anchovy), 732 nucleotides. RefSeq names its product prolactin (gene prl). Lineage: Eukaryota; Metazoa; Chordata; Actinopteri; Clupeiformes; Engraulidae. Gene Ontology annotation, biological process: positive regulation of receptor signaling pathway via JAK-STAT; positive regulation of cell population proliferation; response to nutrient levels. Gene Ontology annotation, molecular function: hormone activity. Gene Ontology annotation, cellular component: extracellular region. The transcript has 5 exons. The record is from RefSeq and is a predicted model, not a curated record.